CGUUACAGAAACACAGGUAGACACAGUAUUAAGCAGUCGUGUAUCGUCUUCGAUAGUAUCAAUUAUUCCGAAUUGUAUAAAAGUAUUAUUGAAGAUCUCAAAAUUUUUCCUAUUCAGAUCAUCUAUAAAAUCACGUGAGACUUGAAUUUUAUUCUAAAUUAAUGUGUCUCUCCGCAGUUAUUUUUAAACACUUGGCACAAAUACAAGCAGCUAAUAUCUCAUCAAUAUUAAAAGAAAAGGACAGCUAAAUAUACAUAUAUCUAUAACACAUAUAAUAAAUUUAAUGAUUUAUCCUUCAAUUUACUCGAUAUAGAUAAACUUUUUAUACAUAUAUCAUAGAAUUGGAAUUUUUUCACAAUGCGUGCAGUGUUAUUUGCGAUCAUCAUUGUGAUCACUAUCGCUAACAUUAUGUGUGGCUUCGAUACAAAGUCUUUUGAAGAUAAAUUGUUUAGUAGGAUUACUAAUAAACAUAUAUUUACUCAUUUAUCUACAGCAAUUAUAACAUAUGUUGAAUUAAAGGAUGUAUCUAGUCUAAAAGAACCAUCAUAUAUAAACCAAUUAAUAAAAUCGAAAAACUUAAUAUUAAGUAAUAUGAGUUUAAAAAUGAUAACGACAUUACUUGCAAACGGCGUUAAAGAAGGAUCGACAGAGGAAGAAUUGAUGUCUUUGUGGAAUUUAACUGAUAAAAGAUCUUUAAACAAUGUAUACCUACAUGAAUUUACUUUCUUAAAGGAUAUCAAAAACAUCGAGAUGCAUUUAAAAAAUGCAAUAUAUGUUCAAAAGUCAAUUGAUUUAAGAGCAGAUUUUUCAUCAUUAUGCAUAAAUAAAUUUCAUUGUUCGAUUUCAAAAAUCGAUUUCAGAAAUGAAAUACAAGCUGCAGAAACUAUAAAUUCAUGGGUCCAAGACACAACAAAUAAUAAAAUGUUACACGUAAUUUCUCCAGUUAAUAUCGAUGAGGAUACAAAAAUUAUGUUGGUAAAUACUGCGUAUCUUAAUAUUGAGUGGCCAAACUUAAAAGAAGAAAUGGAGAAACGUGAAUUUCAUGUUUCUUCAUCAGAAUCGUAUUUUGUUCCAACAAUUAAAUUUGAAAAAACGACAUUUAUUCAUGGUGAAAUACCACAUUGGAAAGCCAAGUUUAUUGAAAUUCCAUUUUUGAAUACCAAUGUUACAAUGGAUAUAUUUUUACCAAAUGAAGAGAUGGAACCUGGAUCUGAAAGUCUGAACUACUUAUUAGAUAAACUUGAUUUUAAAGAGUUUAAAUUAUUUAAAACUGCAUAUACAAACAAAUUAGAGCAAGAUAUGGAAUUAUAUUUACCUAAAUUUACGAUUCAAUAUACUCAAAAUAUGACAGAUUUUUUUCAUGAAAGAAAUGUGAUCACAAUGUUUGAAGAUAAGGCGGAUUUUACACAUCUGUCAGAAAUUCCUCUAAAAGUGAGCAAUUUUGUUCAAAAAAUUUUCGUGAAGCUUACUGAAGAACAUUCAAAAAUUCCAGAAGUUGUCGAAAAAGAAAAAAGAAAAAGGAUAGAUUUGUCACAGGAUGAAUUGAUCGUAGAUCGUCCAUUUAUAUACAUAAUCGAAGCAAACGGAAUUAUAUGGUUUAUAGGAUCCGUGCGAGCACCAGACAAACGAGGAAUUAUAUUUACAAACGAUGAAUUAUAAAUUUUAUUAUGAAUAUAAAUUAUUCCAUUAUGAGUUAUAAUUUAAAUUCUACAUACAUUCUUAUGUUUAUGGAAAAUUUAUAUCACACAAUGUAUAUUAUAGCUUAACCUGUUUUGAAUUUUCUCAUUAUAUAUACAUUAUAUAUACAAAUUUAAGCAUUAAUAAAUAAAUAAUCUAUAUUUUGAAAA
Messenger RNA from Cataglyphis hispanica, 1847 nucleotides. RefSeq names its product antichymotrypsin-2-like. The record is from RefSeq and is a predicted model, not a curated record. Lineage: Eukaryota; Metazoa; Arthropoda; Insecta; Hymenoptera; Formicidae. The transcript has 8 exons. Gene Ontology annotation, molecular function: serine-type endopeptidase inhibitor activity. Bases 358 to 1659 code for a protein of 433 amino acids.